AUGUCUUGGAAGCUUGGAAAGAAAUUCAAAGAGGGCGCGAAUCUAGGCGCUCGUACGCCGCUAGAUCGCUCCGCUACGCCCACCCCGGGCAAUCCAGGCACCGACGCCAGCGCCAGCGCUUCUUCAUCCUCGUCCAACCUCCUCGCUUCCUCCGAUGGCGCUCCCAUCCCCCGCUCCGGUCUCUUGACCAUCCGUGUCAUUGACGCCCGCGGCCUUUCACUUCCACCGGGAAUGCAGACCCCGCCCGCUGUUGCACGCGCUCUGGCACACCACAACCCCAACGCCUCGUCACUUGCACAGUCCUUCGGCGCAGGACACCGCGAAAACAGGCAGAGCAUGCAGCGCAAACAGUGCUGGUGGCUGCCCUACCUCGUGCUCGAGUUCGACAAGAACGAGAUCCUCAUCGACGCCAUUGGCGGUGACAUUCAAGGCCCCACCUGGAUGUUCCGCGCCCACUUUGAUGUCUCACGUAUCUCCGAGAUCAGUUUGCAAACCUACCUUCGUUCGGGCGAUGGACACACACAGCAACCCGAGGCGAGUCGCGACGGUCAGGGCGACGAUGUGAUGGGUGUCAGCGACAUCUACCUCGGUGGUGUCAAAUUUGUCCCAGACUUUGAGAACCAGCGCACGUCGGAUGCGUGGUAUCCACUGGCCGGUGGCAACGGCCAGAUCCACGUCCAGGUCUCGUACCGAAGCGACUCGCGCAGCUCGCUCAACAUGGAAGCCUUUGAGCUGCUCAAGGUCAUUGGCAAAGGCAGCUUUGGUAAAGUCAUGCAGGUGCGAAAGCGUGACACGUCGCGAAUCUAUGCGCUCAAGACCAUCCGCAAGGCGCACAUUGUCUCACGGUCCGAAGUGACCCACACCCUCGCCGAACGUACCGUGCUCGCCCAGGUGAACAAUCCCUUCAUUGUACCGCUCAAAUUUUCGUUCCAGAGUCCCGACAAGCUAUACCUCGUGCUCGCCUUCAUCAACGGAGGCGAGCUCUUCCACCAUCUCCAGCGAGAGGGAAGGUUCAACGAGGAGCGCUCGCGAUUCUACGCUGCCGAGCUGCUGUGUGCGCUCGAGCACCUGCACGGGUUUAAUGUGGUCUACCGCGACCUCAAGCCCGAGAACAUCUUGUUGGACUACACGGGCCACAUUGCACUCUGCGACUUUGGACUUUGCAAGCUCAACAUGGGCGAUCAAGAGACGACCAACACCUUUUGCGGUACACCCGAGUACCUUUCGCCCGAGUUGCUGCUCGGACAGGGGUACACCAAAGCGGUGGAUUGGUGGACGCUCGGAGUGCUACUGUACGAGAUGCUCACCGGGUUGCCGCCCUUCUACUCGGAAGACGUCAACGAGAUGUACCGCAAGAUCUUGCAGGACCCGUUGCGGUUCGGCGACGAAGUGUCACCGGACGCUCGACACCUCUUGACGCUGCUGCUCAACAGGGAUCCCGCCCAGCGUCUCGGAUCGGGCCCGCACGGCGCAGCGGACAUCAGGGCGCAUCCCUUCUUCGCAAAGCACAUCGACUGGAAGCUCUUGCUCGCGAAAAAGAUCCCGCCGCCGUUCAAGCCCAGUGUCGCCUCGGCCAUCGAUACGAGCAACUUUGACCCGGAGUUCACCAACGAGCCACCGAUGGACAGUGUGGUGGACGAUAGCCACAUGCUGUCUGCCACCGUGCAGGAGCAGUUUGUCGGCUUUUCCUACAAUGCGCCUAACGCGAUGACAGGUGAGAGCUUGAGGGAUUAA
Messenger RNA from Sporisorium graminicola, 1734 nucleotides. RefSeq lists its product as uncharacterized. Gene Ontology annotation, biological process: protein phosphorylation. Bases 1 to 1734 code for a protein of 577 amino acids. Lineage: Eukaryota; Fungi; Basidiomycota; Ustilaginomycetes; Ustilaginales; Ustilaginaceae. The transcript has 2 exons. Gene Ontology annotation, molecular function: ATP binding; protein serine/threonine kinase activity. The record is from RefSeq and is a predicted model, not a curated record.